Pezoporus occidentalis (night parrot) is the source of this 2132-nucleotide messenger RNA. It is a transcript of the gene MANEA, whose product is annotated as mannosidase endo-alpha. Bases 185 to 1558 code for a protein of 457 amino acids. The transcript is spliced from 5 exons. The record is from RefSeq and is a predicted model, not a curated record. Gene Ontology annotation, molecular function: alpha-mannosidase activity. NCBI's taxonomy places the organism in Eukaryota, Metazoa, Chordata, Aves, Psittaciformes, Psittacidae. Gene Ontology annotation, cellular component: Golgi apparatus.
CCCGCCUCGGCGGAGCGGUGUGAGGCAGCUGAGCCGCCCAGCUCCGGCCUGCCCGGCCACCGCCGAGCCAGGCCCCGUUGCGAGCACGCCCCCCUCCCCGCCCACCCGCUAGCCGUCGGGCAGCGCCCCUGAUUCGGGCGGUUGCGGCCAAACUCCUUCUGUUUGGAUUCUGAACUAUGACAUCAUGGCAAGAUUUCGCAGAAGAACAUGCAUCAUUUUGUUGCUUUUUAUUUUGUUUAUUUGCUCCAUAAUGAUGGCUUUGAAGACCCUGAGACCUGACAGAGCUGGCUUUGGGGAUCCAUUUGGACUUGGUUUGUUGCCCGAGCUUCAACAACGGACAGUGCACUUAGACAAUAAACAGAAUUCACUAAAUAGGGUUCAAGGAGAUACUGUAACGCAUGUCAAUAAUUUGCAUAGUGUUGCAGUCAAUACUAUGAAAGCAUCUAUGCCUCCUGUAAACAAGCUGGAAGAAGAGCUAUCACCUCCUAAUUAUAACUUUCACAUAUUCUACUAUAGUUGGUUUGGCAAUCCACAGUUUGAUGGUAAAUACAUUCACUGGAACCAUCCAUUGUUGCCACACUGGGAUCCCAAAAUUGCAAACAACUAUCCAAAGGGAAGACAUAGUCCUCCUGAGGACAUUGGGGCCAAUUUUUAUCCUGAACUUGGAUCUUACAGUUCCAAAGACCCUUCUGUCAUAGAAGCCCACAUGAAGCAAAUGCGUGCAGCUUCAACUGGUGUAAUAGUGCUUUCAUGGUACCCACCAGGUAUGGCUGAUGAAAAUGGAGAACCAACUGAUGAUUUGGUGCCUGUUAUUUUGGAUUAUGCACACAAGUAUAAUCUAAAGGUCACUUUUCAUAUUGAACCUUACAAAGACAGAGAUGAUCGCAGUAUGUACCACAAUGUCAAAUACAUCAUUGACAAAUAUGGAGGCCAUCCAGCCUUUUACAGGCAUAAGACCAGCACAGGCAGAUUACUUCCCAUGUUUUACGUUUACGAUUCUUACGUAACAAUUCCUGAAAUAUGGGCAAAUCUGUUAACUGUUUCUGGAUCCCAAACUAUUCGAAAUACACCAUAUGAUGCAUUAUUCAUUGCACUUCUUGUAGAAGAAAGACAUAAGCAUGACAUUCAGAGAAGUGGCUUUGAUGGAAUGUACACGUACUUUGCCACCAAUGGCUUCUCCUAUGGCUCAUCUCAUCAUAAUUGGGCAAGUUUAAAAGCCUUUUGUGAUAGUAACAACUUGAUGUUUAUUCCAAGUGUGGGGCCAGGGUAUAUUGAUACUAGUAUCCGACCGUGGAACAAUCACAAUACACGUAAUCGUGUCAAUGGGAAAUACUAUGAGACUGCUUUCAGUGCAGCCCUUUUGGUGCGACCAGAAAUUAUUUCUAUUACAUCUUUUAAUGAAUGGCAUGAGGGAACUCAGAUUGAAAAAGCCGUCCCCAAACGGACUGGACAAGUGGUUUAUCUUGACUAUAAGCCACAUAAGCCGAAUGUUUACCUAGAGCUUACUCAGAAGUGGUCUGAGAAGUACAGAAAAGAACAAGAACAGUGGCUUAUGUAAGCUGUUGCUGCUGCAGUUGUUUUUGAACACCUUGACUACAUUGGGAAAGAAAUAAAGAUCUGAAAAAUCUGUUACUAAGUAUCCUUAUUAUAGGUGUGGUUGAAUUAUAUCUCUUGAAUGUGUUACUACUUGAAUACGCACUACUACUGAAUUUGAAUUUUGAUGAGUAAAAGUAUGAUAAGAAUAUUGUCAUAUCUGUCUUACUGAGUAUUGCAGUUUAGGAUUCUUCAGGGAAAAUGAUGGGACUUUUUUGUUGUUUUUUAGAUGUCAUAACUUGCAUGCUGAGCUUCCAGUACAUGUAUGGCAUAAUUUUACAUGACCAAAGUAGAACAAAAAUUUGGCUUAGUUAACCUUACUUUCUUUAUUCUUGUAGUUGUCUUUCUAAUCAAAGUGAUGCUGUAAUCUGAAUUUUUAUACUGGUAGCUUCUCACAGGAUGCAUGUCUGUGGUGUGUAGAAUAAUAUGCAUCUGCUGGUUUUAAUGCUUUGCACACAGGGCAUUCUUGACAUGUGACUAGCUUGUGGUAAAAACACUGAAGAGGUGUGUGUGAUGCAACACUAGUGGAUUUUGGUGUU